GUUAGCCUAUAUGUCGCCUUUGUGGUGUUGAUUGUGAUUUUGUUUAAAAUGUUAACACAUUGUUACCGGUUUUGUUAUGUGGCUAUAGACAUCUGUUUCUACGAGUGGCCAAAGGUUUUAACGCACGCUGACAUUUCAUCCGGAUCUGUACAAGCGAACAUUUUCAGGUCCAGAUGUCUUCAGGAGGAGUCAGUUCUGGGUCCAGUUUUGACCGGGUGCGAGACAUCCCACACUAUGACCAGGUCCCUGUGGGAUCAUUAUGGCAUGACCUGGAUCUUCCAGCCCCCCCGGAACCCUUACAUGGAACAGUACCAGCAGUAAGCUUAGACCCACUUCCCCCUCCCCCGCUACCUGAACGGCCAGCUGUUGGGCUUGAAUCCUUCCCCCACCCUGGCCAUGAUGAGCCAAUGGAGGAUGACUGUGACACCAUGGAUAUGAAGCCGGUUCGCCGCUUCAUUCCUGACUCGGUCAAGAAUUUCUUCCGUGGCAGCAGCGGGACCCAUGACAGCAUGGGUUGGGUCCUUCCCCCUCCUUCACAACAUCUACCUGCCUCUUAUUCCCCUGCCCCAUCUUCUAGUAAGAGCACCAACUGCCGCACCACAGCAGGAGUCCCUUGCUCACCUCCCAACUCCCCCCCUCCAUCUCCUUCUCUUCAAGGGUCAUAUCGGGACCCCUACGGCGGAUCUGGGGGAAGCUACACCUCUCAGAAAGAGAGAGACGUGCUGCUGCUUGGCGCUGAAGCUCUUGAUUCUGCAUCUGCGGUGCCUACCAAUUUUUCGGCUCUGACCUACCAUGAGCGGGUGGAGGAGUACCACCUGCGCUACGCCUACAUGAAGUCCUGGGCUGGCCUGCUGCGGAUCCUGGGCUGUGUGGAGCUGCUGUUGGGAGCUGCUGUGUUUGCCUGCGUCUGUGCUUAUGUUCAUAAGGACAACGAGUGGUUCAAUAUGUAUGGAUACUCCCAGCCACAGAUGUUUGGGGGGCUGGGUGGUGGUGCCAGUGCCUAUGGACAGAGCAGUGGUUACUACACAGGCCCCAAAACACCUUUUGUCCUAGUGGUGGCUGGUCUAGCGUGGAUAGUGACUGUUAUUAUGGUCGUUCUUGGGAUGACAAUAUACUACAGAGCCAUACUUCUGGACUCUUCUUGGUGGCCAGUCACAGAGUGUUCCAUCAACCUAGUGUUGGCGGUGCUGUAUUUAGCAGCAGGGAUAGUGUAUGUGAGGGACACCACUCGAGGGGGGCUGUGCAACCUGCCGGUCUUCAAUAAUGGAGUCAAUGGGGCGUUUUGUCGCACUGAAGCCGGCCAGAUAGCAGCCAUGGUCUUCCUCUUCAUCACCAUGGCUCUCUAUUUCAUCGGUGCAGGAGUAUGUCUGAAGCUGUGGAGACAUGAAGCAGCCAGGAUGAAGAAGGAAGGGCUCGCACAUGAGAUGAAAACCAUUGGAUCAACAGUCCCUCUGUCCAUACUGGGUCCAGCCUCCAGAGUCUCGGAGCAGACCCCGCUGCCCACUCUCCAGCCUGACAUCAUGGACAACCCUUCGGCUGCUCCUCUAAUGGUGCUGGAGCCAGAGAUCCUCAGAGGUCACAUUCCAGCUGGACACAUCCCCAAACCUGUCGUUAUAGCAGACUAUGUGGCGAAAUACUCCACCAUCCGCUCCGAGGAGCAGAGGGACCAGUACAAGGCUGUGUUCAACGACCAGUACGCAGAGUACAAGGAGCUGCAUGCUGAGGUGCAGGCCAUGGCCAGGAAGUUUAAUGAGAUGGACGAGAUGAUGCACAAUCUUCCCUCUAGGCCUUCCAGCCAAAUGGAGAAGGAGCGGAUCAGUAACAUGUUAAAGGAGUAUCAGAAAAAGAAAACUGAUCCAACAUAUUUGGAAAAAAGAGAGAGGUGUGAGUACCUGAAGAACAAGCUCUCUCAUAUCAAACAAAAGAUUCAGGAGUAUAACAAGGUCAUGGACUGGAGCGAUAAUAUCCAGGGGGAUAACAGUAUGCCGUACCACAAACGCAGCCCCCAACCGUACCGUCCCAGUAAUGGCAAACACCACAGCAGCAGACACAGGCACAGUGAGCCCAUGUCCAACCCAACCUUUUCAUACUACCCAGGAGAUAAAAAGCUUGAAUUCUACCGCUGGACUUCCCCACCUGGAGUCAUGAAGAUAUUGUGUAUCAUCAUCAUCAUCAUGUGUGUUGCUGUGUUUGCCUGCGUGGCCUCCACACUGGUCUGGGACUACGAUAUGGGCCUCAUGGGUAUGGGAGGUGGAGCUGGCAUGUUGCCAGGUUAUGGUGGCUCAUAUAGCAGCGGUGGUUCAUAUGGCAACAGUGGAUCCUAUGGGGCCGGUGGCUCAUAUGGCGGCACUGGUUCAUUUGGAAGUGGCUAUGGAGGAGGUAGUGGCGGUUCCUAUGGCUAUGGAGAAACACAAAUGGACCCCAAAGCUGGAAAAGCCUUCCUCAUUGCCAUCUCUGCCAUUGCCUUCAUAGCCGUGCUAAUAAUAUUUGUGCUGGUUGUUUCAAGGCAAAAUGCUGCCCGCUCACCAAAGUUCUACCUAGCAACCAUCAUCAUCUGUGCCAUCUUGGCAUUUCUGAUGAUCAUCGCCACAAUUGUGUACCUUGUGGCCGUGAACCCAACAGCCCAGUCCACAGGAUCAAUGGCCUAUUCCCAGAUCCGCCAACUGUGUGCCCAGUACCAGAACCAGAACCAAGCCCAAGGCAUCUUCCUCAACCAGUACCUCUACCAUUACUGCGUGGUGGAGCCCCAAGAGGCUAUAGCAAUUGUCCUGGGCUUCCUGGUGUUUGUCGGUCUCAUCAUCCUGCUGGUGUUUGCAGUCAGGACUCGCUCCAUGAUCAGGCGCUGGGGCGAGGAUCGCAUUCUCUGGGAGGAAGUGAAGAUGGUCAAUGAUGGUCUUCACAACAGCGUUGGGGAGUGGGUGAAGAAUGUGUCUGGUGACCCAGAGGUGCUGGUGAAUGACUACAAUCCCAAAGUCAGGGGGUCCAGAGACUAUCUGGACCAGCUGGACCAAAACAAGCCUCUUUACUUGCCAGGAGACUCAGACAUCAGCAGUUCUGUAGGCGGCCUGAAGCCCAGGCUGAAGGACUAUGACACUGGAGUGGAGUCCGGAGAUGACCUGGAGGAUGAGGACUUCUAUGUUUUGUUUCCUUCUAUCGUGGAUGAGCAAGAGCGUCUAAACUACAAACGGGAAUUUGACCAGGAGCACCAGGAGUACAAAAGCCUGCAGGCUGAGCUGGACAGCAUAAACCAGGACCUGGCUGAGCUUGACCUAGCUCUGAACCGACACCCUGAGGGUAGUUCACAGUUCCUGGACGCCAUGGAGGAAUACAGCAGACUGAAGAAUCUCAAGAAGACCCCUGGCUACCAGAUCAAGAAGAAAAGAUGUAAAUAUCUCAGAUCCAAAUUGUCACACAUCAAGAGGAAGAUCAGCGAAUAUGACCGCCGGCCUUGAACCUCCUCCUCUGAGCCUGCUGUUCAGAUUUCACAUUUAACCCCCCCACACACACUGUGCCAGUUGCCUUUUUGUGAAACAUCUGUUCCAAACCAAUCAACUGUGGGGUUUUUUCUAUAACAGAAGGGGUGAAGGAAAUUUCUUUUUUUUUUACCAUCAUCUUUAAUCAAUUAUUGAACAUCUGUGAGUUUCAUGAUAAGCCAUUUAGUUGUAUAGAAUGUAUCUAUUUUGUUUUUCUCCGAAAGUUAGAUAGUAGAUGUGAGAUUACAUGGUUUUGUUUCAGCAGCAGACUUUAAACUUGAGCAGUUAUUUUGCUUAUUUUUUAUAACGUUUUUUAAAAACAUGCUUUACAGUUUCAUUAACUAUAACGGCACAGCUAAGAUAAGCUUCUUAUAUCAUUAGCUUUUUUUGUGGAGUUUUUCAGUGCUUAAGGUGAAUCCGUUUUAAUUGUAAGUUCUUGUUAAAGAACUUUGUCAUGGUGGAUGUUAAAAUGAAAAGUGUAACUUAAUGAUUCACGAUUGCUUAGUUCAUUUAAGUUAUGCAACAAAUAUUUGUCUUAAUCUUUCCUAAACAAAAAUCUAAUUGUUAUUACAUUUUUCAAAAUCAAAUAAACAUUCCUGCCUUGCCGGGUGUAGGCUGAAGAAACAGCGCUCCUCUCCGGCCGAUACAGGAACUGUCUUCAACGACUUCAUAUCAGUAUCUUUCAGACAAAUAAUAAAAUAAAACCACAAGUCAUCA
Molecule: messenger RNA, 4190 nt
Organism: Eleginops maclovinus (Patagonian blennie)
Lineage: Eukaryota; Metazoa; Chordata; Actinopteri; Perciformes; Eleginopidae
Product: MARVEL domain-containing protein 2-like
Exons: 15
Coding region: 174-3452 (1092 amino acids)
Biological process (GO): bicellular tight junction assembly
Cellular component (GO): apical plasma membrane; cytoplasmic vesicle; bicellular tight junction
Source: RefSeq, a predicted model, not a curated record